Molecule: messenger RNA, 2620 nt
Organism: Ictalurus furcatus (blue catfish)
Lineage: Eukaryota; Metazoa; Chordata; Actinopteri; Siluriformes; Ictaluridae
Gene: dffb
Product: DNA fragmentation factor, beta polypeptide (caspase-activated DNase)
Exons: 7
Coding region: 830-1825 (331 amino acids)
Biological process (GO): apoptotic process; apoptotic DNA fragmentation
Cellular component (GO): nucleus; cytoplasm
Molecular function (GO): DNA endonuclease activity
Source: RefSeq, a predicted model, not a curated record
CUGUUUUGUUCAGGUGGUUUUAAUGUUAUGGCUGAUUGGUAAUUUAAUGUUUCUUCUGUAGUCUAAUUAUAAUUUAGUGAUGUUUUUAGAAUCUAAUAUACAUCCAAUACCCAAAUACUAGUGAUGUGUCGUUCAUGAACGAUUCGUUCAUUUUGAACGAAUCUUUAAUAUGAUUCGAGAACAACGAAUUGUCUCAGAGAGUGAUUCGUUCAUUUUUGACCGCGCAUGCGCAGCAACAUUUCCAUCGGUUCUGUACCGGAAACAGAAAUGAUUAGUUCAACGACUCGAACCUGAAGACUGGAGGGUUGAACUAAUCAUUUCUGAUUCCGGGGAACAGACAUGACAAAAGAAAGAACGACUCGGAUCUCUCUCAUCAUUCGACAUUGGUUGCAUUUUAGCCUAUAGGUUAUUAUGUACUAUGUGAGCUUGGAAUUAACCAUGUAACAUUUUAAUUAUAUUCUGCUGAACCUCGUUCAGCAAAAUGAAUGAUUCUUUUUUUCGAGUCAUUUUGCUAGAGAUAACGAGAUUCAAAGAUCCGAGUCAGUAAAAUGAUCCGAACUUCCCAACACUACCAAAUACACACCAGCCCAGCAAGUCAAGAGGAAAAAGCAGGUCUGAAAAUCCCGCAAAUGUUACAACAUAACUUGUGAGAAAUAAGGGGGAAACAGCGCUGGAAGUUGUAGAUCUCAGGGUGCAGCAGUGUGUCGGAAAUACGACAAGAGAAACCCCGCCUUCCUGCUCAGUCUACACUGAAAACACAAGUCAUAUAAUGGGCGGAGCUUCCUGAUGUGUUAGAUUCUUCACCGGUUUCCGUCUCUAAAACAAAAACAUGUCGAAAACACAAACAAAGCUAAAAUCAUUCAAAGUGAGGCGAGCUGGAGAGGCGAAAAAAUUCGGUGUGGCGGCAUCUACUCUGAAAGAACUGAUCAAAAAAGCAUGCGGUCUACUUCAGAUGUCUGCGUCGAAGGUACAGUGUUGUUUGUAUGAGGACGGGACGGUAGUGACAGAAGAUUAUUUUCUACAUCUUCCCGAAAACACCGAGUUAGUUCUACUUCCGGAUGGACAGAGCUGGAACGGAAUGGUAUAUGACCUCAGCCAAAUCCUCGGGCUGGACAGACACUCAGAACAGCUGAUCGACGCAGCUCAACAGCUACUGACUGAUGAGCAUUCAGCUAAAAGGAGAAAAAUCCUCAGUGAGCUCCUGUGUAAUCUGAAAGAUCAUGCAGAGCUGGAGAAUAGGGAAGAUGAUGAGGACUGGUUUAAAGGGAUCGACUUAAGAUUUAAGACCAAGUCCUCAUACAUGAAGCACAACUGUGAGCAAAGAAUACGGUCAUACUUGAAAGAGGUGGACAGCCAUGCUCGCACUAUUCAGAACUCUAAGCAGAAAAGUGAAUAUCAGAAGGUGGCAGCCAGCAUGGCAGAAAAGCUGAAAUCCAUGCACUAUCAUGGCACUUACUUUGACAGAAGAGAAAAAGAGCUCCAUCGACUGUGCACUAAAGAGGGCUGGUUCUCCUGCCAGGGUGCCUUUAAUCUGGACCAGUGUGAAUCUCUCCACUCAAUAAACCCGUAUGGGAACCGUGAGAGUAGAAUCCUUUUCAGCACCUGGAAUCUGGACCACAGGAUCGAGAAGAAGAGAACCAUCAUACCCACUCUUGUCAAGGCACUUCAAGGUAAAAAGAGCAGUGAUAUAAACCUGGACUAUUUCUACAAGCUGCUAUUCACAAGAGAAAAUCUCAAGCUGGUUCACAUCGUCUGCCACAAGAAGGGAGCGCAUGACCUGGCAUGUGACUCACGGCAAAUAUACAGACGAGUUAAAAGGAAUUGAAGGUGAUAGUGAUAACAUCAUGACUAGAGUCACCGUAGAUAACACAAGAGAAUUGUGAUUUUCUGUCCAGGGAAGAGAAUAGAACAUUUUUUAAAUGAUUUUCCUAAUGUUUUUGAGGUGUGAUUUAUAUUUCCCCAGUUGAUCAUGUUUUAAAAAAUAAGUAUUUUCUUUUAAACAAUGUACACUUUUUAUAUUGUUUUAAAAUGUGAAAUUAAGGAAUGAUCCUUGUGAAUUUAUGCAUGCUGAUUGAACAAUGUUGAACAAACUUUGGUGCACUCAGGUUUUUGAGAAAUGUUUACCAGUGUAACAUUUUUGUACCUUAUGUGUGAAAGAUUCCUUAUGGUGUGUUUUUUUUUUAUGAGAGUCUCUUUUUGGGUACUUAUUUAAUUCUAUGAAAUUCAUGUUUUCUACAUUAGUUGGUACCAGAAUAUAUUUUUAUUAACUUUUUUUUAAUGAAUCCAAAUAGUUCUGGUUCUGUUUCAACUGCCAGUCCACCAGAACAGUGAAAAAGAGUGAGCCAAAUAUUCAGCAAAAUACCCAUUAAAAAUGUAUUGCUGUGUAAUUUGAGUAGUGUCUAUUUCAUGAAGCACUUUAAGGCUUGGGUAGAAUAACAGCUUUAUUACUACAAAAAAGACACACAGGCCCUUUCAUAAGCCACAACAAUUCCAUUUAAUGUCAUGCUGUUCUCAAAUCAAUAAACAUCAGUCUGGACGUAAUUUGUAAGUCAGAGUAAUACAGAAUGUACUUAACAUUUAAAUAUUAACAUUGUAUAAACAAAGCAUUUGGUAACAAAAU